Molecule: messenger RNA, 1456 nt
Organism: Eucalyptus grandis
Lineage: Eukaryota; Viridiplantae; Streptophyta; Magnoliopsida; Myrtales; Myrtaceae
Product: protein GDAP2 homolog
Exons: 3
Coding region: 242-886 (214 amino acids)
Source: RefSeq, a predicted model, not a curated record
AGCCAGACAAUAAAUCAAUCCAAGCCCAUCAAUCACCGAGUCCCACUCGGUCUCCCGACUCAGCCACCAGCAUCGAAACUCGUUCCCAGAACUCACCCCCCACCACCACCGCGUCGUCAUCAUCGCUCCGGAGAAGAUAAAGAGAGAGCGAGAUAGACGAAGGGGCGGAAGAAAGGAAGAAUCUCUCUCUCUCUCUCUCUCUCUUUUCUCUCUUUUCUCGCGCCUCAGCCUCGCGCCACCCAUGGAUUCUCCCGCCACCCCCGCCGCCGCCGCCGCCCCGCUCUCCGAUUCCCAGCAGCGCCACCUCCUCCACAAGCUCGACCUCUUCAGGCUCCAGGGCCGGGACCGCCGCGGCCGCGCCGUCCUCCGCGUCGUCGGCAAGUUCUUCCCCGCCCGGUGGGUGAGCGUCGAGGCGUUGACGAAGCACCUGGCGGAGGGGGUCUUCCCCAAGCUGGAGGACCGCAAGUUCGCGGUGGUGUACGUCCACAGCGGCGUCCGGAGGAGCGAGAACUGCCCCGGGAUCUCCGCCCUCCGGUCGGUCUACGAGGCCAUCCCCGCCGGCGUCAAGCGCAACCUCGAGGCCGUGUACUUCGUCCACCCGGGGCUGCAGGCCCGCCUCUUCCUCGCCACCUUCGGCCGCCUCCUCUUCGCCGGAGGGUUGUAUGAGAAGAUAAAGUACGUGAACAGAGUGGAGUUCCUGUGGGAGGAGGUGAGGAGGAACGAGGUGGAGCUGCCGGAGUUCGCGUACGACAUCGACGACGAGAUGGAGCGCCGCCCCGUCAUGGCGGACUACGGCUCGGAGAGCGACCACCUCCGCCUCCCCCACGGCGCGCCCUUCAUGGACCCCGCCGCCGUCUCCUGCUACUCCAUGAGGUGCAUCGCCUGAAGUCGGGUUCACAGUAAAACAUAGCGACGGUGUCGAUAUUUUUCGUAAAUAUUUAAUUUUCAAUUUUUCUGUGUUUUUUUUUUUUUUUUUUUUUCGGGUUCGGGUCUCUUCGGGGACCUGCUUAUGUUUCAUAGAACAGUUUUGGGACACGGUGUGCCGUGUCGUGUGCCAUGUCGUGUGCCGUGUCGAGAGAGACGGUAUCGAACGCAAAAGAAAGGUGCGGGAUCGCUUUCCCUUCCCUUUGAUCCGUUGACUGUUGACUUUUGGGGGCCACAUAUUGCAUAAUCAAGUUUAAUGCAUUGAACGUCUAAGGAGUACAGGGGCAUCGCCAAGGUGACAAACGACGAGAAAGACAAAUGGUGUUGCAACAGCUUCUUAGGGUGCGUCUGAAUGUGGUCUUAGCGUGAUCAUUUAUGUACACCAUGCGACGGAGGUAUCCCUGUUGAAUAGGAUUGGUAUGCCUGAUGAAAAUUACACAUAUUGGAAAAAAAUUCAUGAUCAUGAUUAAUACAAUGUCAUGUAAAUUUUAUGUGAGAUUCAUAAAAUUUGAUGUCUUGAUGUUCACAUGAA